Molecule: messenger RNA, 792 nt
Organism: Microcebus murinus (gray mouse lemur)
Lineage: Eukaryota; Metazoa; Chordata; Mammalia; Primates; Cheirogaleidae
Product: gap junction gamma-3 protein
Biological process (GO): cell-cell signaling
Cellular component (GO): connexin complex
Molecular function (GO): gap junction channel activity
Source: RefSeq, a predicted model, not a curated record
AUGUGUGGCUGCGUCCUGCGGCGGCUGCUGGCGGAGGAGGCGGGGCACUACCCGGUAGGGCACCUCCUGCUCCCAGUGCUCCUGGGAUUCUGCCUCGCGCUGCUGGCUGCCGGCGGGCCUGGCGUCUACGGCGAUGAGCAGAGUGAAUUUGUGUGUCACACCCAGCAGCCCGGCUGCAAGGCCGCCUGCUUUGACGCCUUCCACCCUCUCUCCCCACUGCGCUUCUGGACCUUCCAGGUCGUGUUGGUGGCUGUUCCCAGCGCCCUCUACGUGGCUUUCACCCUGUAUCAUGUGAUCUGGCGCUGGGAAGAAUCAGGAAAGGUGAAGAAGGAGGAGGAGACCCUGCUCCACGCAGGGCAGAGCGGCAGAGGUGCCCCAGCGGCUGGAAGCCCCCGGCUGCUCUGGGCCUACGUGGCACAGCUGGGGGCUCGACUGGCCCUUGAGGGGGCAGCCCUGGGGUUGCAAUACCGUCUGUAUGGGUUCCAGGUGCCCAGCUACUUUAAAUUUGAAACAGAGUCUUGCUACUCUGCUGUAAGCUGUAAUGUGUCCCGCUCCUCUAAGAAGACCAUCUUUCUAAAAACCAUGUUUGGGGUCAGUGGGUUCUGUCUCUUGUUUACACUUUUGGAGAUUGUACUUCUGGGUCUAAGAAGAUGGUGUGAGCCCCUGGGGAACUUCCUAGGUAGGUCCUCUUCUUCCCGCCAUGGACAGCAUAAGGGCCCUCAAGCAGAGACUAUGACCAAUCUGCCUGGCUCCUUCCCAGAGACCAUGUGCCUUGUGUCCCCAAAGUCCUAG